Molecule: messenger RNA, 699 nt
Organism: Paramecium tetraurelia
Lineage: Eukaryota; Ciliophora; Oligohymenophorea; Peniculida; Parameciidae
Exons: 3
Source: RefSeq, a predicted model, not a curated record
AUGCAAGCUGAAAAUGACCAUUAAUAAGAGAGCUCAAAUAACAUUAAUCAUCUUCUAUUCCAAUUAUCGUUUCAGUUAAUCAGGAAUAGAAGAAAAAUUUAUGAUGACAAUGAUUUUAGGGAGGUUGUCAAAAAUUUCUACAAUUUGAUCUCAGAAAUAAAUAAAGGCUAAGAAUCUGUUUAGCCACUAACGGUUAAGAAAAUAACAAAAGCUGCCUUACGUAAAUAGCCUCAAUAAUUGAAAUAAAGAAAUGCAAAUAAAAACAAGUAACCCACUAAGGAACUUCCUUAGUCCAAAAGAGAAGUCAAUCUCAAACCUGAUUAACAGGCUUAAUAAUACUUCAAUUCUUGUUUCAGUCAAUAAAUAAUGAGUCAGCUAUUGCCUAAAUUGGAUUAACCUUAUAGUAAAUAAGUUCCUUUCCUAUACGAUAAACCUAAGCCUCAUCUGAAUUUCAAACGAAAUCAAAUUCACAUCCAAGCUGCUUAUUAAAUAUAUAUUAAGGAAUUCGGUUCCGGAUUCGUGGAAAGUCAAGAUCCCACUUCAUUUGCAAGAAAAGUUAUGAAUUCCAAUUUUAAUUCUAAAACCCAAAACUAAGAAGAGGAAAAGGAGAGUGACAGAUCAGAUAAAUAAAAUAAAUCUCAUGAGGAUGGCAAAAAGAAAGCCUUAAAAGAAUUAGUUCGAGAAUUUUAGAGUGAUUGA